GUGGAAGGUGGGAGGUCGCGCUGGUGUGGAUUCCGCCGGCAAGGCGGCUCCUUUCGAGAUGCCAGGGGCCGGGGCCGGGGCCGAGGCCAAGGGCUCGGAGUUGUCCGAGAGGAUCGAGAGUUUCGUGGAGGCACUGAAGCGAGGCGGCGGGCGGCACAGGUCGGAGGACAUGGCCCGGGAGACCCUGGGGCUUCUGCGCCGGAUCAUCACGGACCACCGCUGGAGCAAUGCAGGGGAGCUGAUGGAACUGAUCCGCAGAGAAGGCCGGAGGAUGACGGCCGCGCAACCCUCAGAAACCACUGUGGGCAACAUGGUGCGGAGAGUGCUCAGGAUCAUCCGGGAGGAGUAUGGCAGACUCCACGGACGCAGCGACGAGAGCGAUCAGCAGGAGUCUCUGCACAAACUCUUGACAUCUGGGGGCCUGAGUGAGGAUUUCCGCUCCCAUUAUGCUCAGCUCCAGUCCAACAUCAUUGAGGCGAUUAAUGAGCUGCUUGUGGAACUGGAAGGGACAACGGAGAACAUCGCAGCCCAGGCUCUGGAGCACAUCCACUCCAAUGAGGUGAUUAUGACCAUUGGCUUCUCCCGGACAGUGGAGGCCUUCCUCAAAGAGGCUGCCCGCAAGAGGAAGUUCCACGUCAUCGUGGCAGAGUGCGCGCCUUUCUGUCAGGUACAGGGACUGCUGGAGUUGGGUCAUGAGAUGGCUGUCAAUUUGUCCAAAGCAGGUAUUGAGACAACUGUCAUGACUGAUGCUGCCAUUUUUGCUGUUAUGUCAAGAGUCAACAAGGUGAUCAUUGGCACAAAGACCAUCCUGGCCAACGGUGCCCUGAGAGCUGUGACAGGAACUCACACUCUAGCACUAGCAGCAAAACACCAUUCCACCCCACUGAUCGUGUGUGCGCCUAUGUUCAAGCUUUCCCCACAGUUCCCCAAUGAAGAAGAUUCAUUUCACAAGUUCGUGGCUCCUGAAGAAGUCCUGCCUUUCACAGAAGGGGACAUCUUGGAGAAGGUCAGCGUUCACUGCCCUGUGUUUGACUACGUCCCCCCGGAGCUCAUUACCCUCUUUAUCUCCAACAUUGGUGGGAAUGCACCUUCCUACAUCUACCGCCUGAUGAGUGAACUCUACCAUCCUGACGAUCAUGUCCUAUGACCACCACCCGUCCUAAGCAGAAGCUGCUUAGGCAGACACAGAAUGGAGAGGAGACUUCCGUGCCACGGCUAAAACACAUCUUCUUUGUAAUGGCUGGAGUCAACCUGAGAAAACUUGAUGUUGUUCCCCGCUGUUUCAGUCAUCCCAUAACUGGGACACACAUCCAGGACUAUUUUUUGCCUUUCAGGUCUCAACAGAGCAGCAGGGCUUGACCUGUUGAUUUUGAAGCCUCUUAGUGACUUGGGGCAUCUGUUUCAGGUACUUAAACUUUCUAGUUCAGUGGUGUGUUAAACACAACACUGAAGACCUUGCUGAGCUACAGGUUUUUGCUCAGAAAUGACUGCCACACCUUUUCUGAGGCUGUGCCAAUAAACGCUGCUUAAAGG
Molecule: messenger RNA, 1533 nt
Organism: Hippopotamus amphibius kiboko
Lineage: Eukaryota; Metazoa; Chordata; Mammalia; Artiodactyla; Hippopotamidae
Gene: EIF2B2
Product: eukaryotic translation initiation factor 2B subunit beta
Exons: 8
Coding region: 59-1147 (362 amino acids)
Biological process (GO): translational initiation
Cellular component (GO): eukaryotic translation initiation factor 2B complex
Molecular function (GO): translation initiation factor activity; guanyl-nucleotide exchange factor activity
Source: RefSeq, a predicted model, not a curated record